AUCGACCCAUUGGAAUUGUUGAUGUGUAAUUCAAAUUUGUUCACAUCCGUGAAGACCUUGCAAGGCCCGCAUCGACACCAAUUGGUCAUACUGAUCUCUGGUCAUGAGCUUCCAUCCUAGACCAGACUCAGUUUGUAUGCAGAGGCAUCAUUGCGGGGGGAUGACUUACAGACUUGGCGAGUUCACGUAUUCGCCGACAUCAAUCACAGCAUCAAUACCAUGGAACUCACAAACAUUUGUUGUAGUUCUUUUCAUUAUAUUCACUUCGUUGUGGUCGUUGUUGACUCACUUUCCCAUGCAGUCAUUAGGUAUCUUUCAUCCUCUGUUCUGUUCUCUCAUUCCCUCUCAGAUAUCAAGACUUUUGCUUCUAGUUGCCCUGUCCAACAUCCCCGCCCUGCUUGAUGCCCUGGCUCUGGCCUCCGCUGGCGGGAGCGUCCUGGAGACCUUGGCCAUGCUCGUCCUUGCCCUCGGGGAGGCCAGCGGUCUUGUCAGCGCGGUCGACACGGUCAGACUGGAGUGAACUCACGUCGGGCUUGCCAACACCGUGGGCGAUGUUGUGGUCGGCAGCCUCAAAAGGGCCGUUGUCAGAAGAACCGUCUCCGUUGCGAGGCAUUGUGAUGUCUGGUGGUGUUGAAGUGCUUGAGGUGUCUUUGAGGUUGGGCUGUGGUUGAUGCUUGAGGAUGAAGAAGGCGAACAUCUGUUGAGUGCAGAGAAGUUUAUUUAUAUUCCAUCGUGUUGGGACCCCGCUGUAGGCAGUCAACAGUGAUUCAGCAUCGUGAUGUGUGAUGCAUCGACGACGUCAUUCCGAGUAACGUCAUCUCGAUGGAUGCAAUGGAUGCUUUUCUGCCCCUCGCUCUCCGCAGCCGCAAACACGCCGUCUGUGGGGAACAAACGCCAGCCAGCCUACAUACCUA
This is a messenger RNA of Fusarium verticillioides 7600, 914 nucleotides long. RefSeq lists its product as hypothetical. The transcript has 2 exons. Lineage: Eukaryota; Fungi; Ascomycota; Sordariomycetes; Hypocreales; Nectriaceae. Bases 104 to 520 code for a protein of 138 amino acids. The record is from RefSeq and is a predicted model, not a curated record.